Molecule: messenger RNA, 3864 nt
Organism: Formica exsecta
Lineage: Eukaryota; Metazoa; Arthropoda; Insecta; Hymenoptera; Formicidae
Gene: Stacl
Exons: 16
Coding region: 965-3826 (953 amino acids)
Biological process (GO): positive regulation of protein localization to plasma membrane; skeletal muscle contraction; positive regulation of voltage-gated calcium channel activity
Cellular component (GO): extrinsic component of cytoplasmic side of plasma membrane
Molecular function (GO): protein binding
Source: RefSeq, a predicted model, not a curated record
GCGCGGGCCACCGUAGCGCGAGGACGUGACACCCUCGUGCUGCGCCGUGACAGACAUUAGUGCGUGCGUGCGUGCGUUCGUACGUACGUUCGUGCGUGCCUUUCGCCCGGAUAUCCGGCCUUCCAUUUCUUUUUUUUUUUUCUCUUCGCGCUUCCUCUUUUCUUUUUUUUCUCGUUUUAUUGUCGUUUUAUCGAUUAUUUUUGCUUCGUGUAUGCGUGCGUGCGUGCGUGCAUGCGUGCACCCAUUUCUCAGAGAACUUUACUUACGAACUUUCGCAGAAAUUCGUACUCUAUCGCGCCGCGCGCCAAACUCUACGUGUAUAUAUGUAUAUGUGUAUAUAUUGUAUUUGGUUUCUCGUCCCGUUUAUGUACUUUCUUUCUUCCGUUUCUCGUUCACUCUCUAAACGCGCUCUGGGCAGAUAAUCAGCCGGAUAAUAAUGCAACCUGUUAUUAUGCACACGAAUCACGAAUUCAGACGAAGACGAAUAUCUCGCGGGAGAAAUCAUCCCUCUAAGGAACUAAAGUCCAACAGGGAUCGGGAAUUACUGACAUAAAUCCAGCCCUUUAGAUUUUAUCCAAGCCCGUCAGGACCAACCGCCAAAAUACAUCUGCACCGACGACGCGUCAAUGUGGCAAAGGGACAACGAUAAAGAGAUAAGCGUCGCGUCGCGCUCGCGAUACGUCGCAGGGUAGCGAGCGACGCUCGAUCGCGCUCUCGGAUAGAAGAGAAAAAUCAUGCGUCUCCUGACGGCGACCGGCGCCGAUACCGAACCCGCACGCAGGACCCAGGAUGUAUCGUUGGUCAGCGAUGUUGGCUCGCGCGGAUCCGAGAAGUGCGGCGGCAGCAGCAGCAGUGGGUGUAGCAGCAGGGACCACGGAAUCCGCGACGGCGUCGUCUACGAUCGCGGCCACGUCAACGACAACGGCAGCAACGAUAAUCGCGCUAGCGGCGACGAUUUCUGGGCAUGUACGUCUUCUAUCCGGCGGACGAGCUCCUGCGUAUCUAUGAGAAUCCGAUUCGGGAAUCCGUGUCAUUGACUGUCAACGACGCAGCAAUAAACAACGGUUAUCAGGAGGUGGCAAACCAGCAACGAUAUUAUCAGCCGCAACAGCAACAACGAAUCGUCGUCGCGUCGGACGACGUUCGUAAGCGUAAGAAGGAGAGAAAGCGGGAGACUGGUCAGACAGCCAGCAGGAGGCGAACUGUGCGUAACGGCGGCGGCAACGUCGACAAGAAAGAAGAACGACGGAGUAAGGAACAGCACGCCGGGACUAUGCAAAAUAAUCGUGCCUCCGGCUCCGAAGAGGCCGCCAAUCAUCCCUUCAAGGACCUUACGCAGCCGAGCCUCAACGAGCCGCUCAAGCAACACAAUGGCGUCACGCUUAAGCUCGUGCAGACGGUCUCCGAGUUUGCCCAGGAGUUGGGCACCGCGAUGGAGAGCCACUCUGCAAACGUGCGACGUCUGGUCGAUGAAUUUCGUAGCCGAUCGGGCGACUCGAGAACCGACGUCGGCGGCAUGCGACGCGUUUGGGAGAAUUUGUUGCGGCAAGUCGAGGCGGAUGCUGCAUCUCAUCUCGAUUUGGCCGCGGUGCUACAGCAACAAUUAUCGAGACCCACCUUAGAGGCGAGCUUUCAUCGAAAACUGCAAUCGAGGAAGGUAUUCGCCCAUCGCGACGCUUACGAGCAGGUGGUUAGCAAAACGGAGGAGAAGCUGCAGCGGGCGAGAUUAGAUUACAAGCGCGCCUAUGGCGCGUUGCUAACCAACGAUGGCAGUGGCGUCGAGCAGGAAUUGAAGCGCGCUUACUUGGAAUCGCACAACGCCUAUAUUCUGCAGCUACGAGCCACGAACGCCAUCACCGAGCGUUAUCAGUCCCAUUGUCUACCGGGGCUGUUAGGCGAGAUUGCCGAGGUCUACGAGGAACUCUGCGGAUUGGCCUGCAAAUGCGUUGCCGGUAUUUCGGAGGCGGCCGGGGAGCGAGCCGGCGAGCAGGCCAAGCGUUAUCAGGUCGUGUCUAAGGAAGCGCAAGCGGUUGUGCCAUCCAACGAUUUACAGGCCUUGGCGCGAAAUUUGUCCGCAAACGCGACAUCACGGAAACCGCCGCGACGCUUGUACGUCGCGCCGGCACCACCCGAGCAGAUACCGAUGGAGAGAAUCAGUCAAAUACCCACGCUCAGGGACGAAUUGGUACCAACGGGCAUCAGUACGCUCCCUCUCAUGGAAGAUCUCAAACACGAAUAUGACAGCCUCACCCAGGAAAUAGGUCGUCUGCAAGACGCUCUGGACGCUCUGGUGCGGAUGCAACGCAAGAGCGCCGAGAGUAAUCUUUACACAAAAGUGGCAGAGCUGCAAGAAGAUAUUUCUCUCAAGCGUUUCGACCUCGGUGUGGCGCAAUUACGUCUAGCCGCGGUGCAAGCACAGAAGGAACUUUUUGGGGGUGGGGAGGCCAGUCAACCGGAUGGGCUGGCCAGUCGGAAAAUGUCAAACGGCUCGACCGGAAGUCCCAAGCUCAAAUGGCUGAAGGCUUUCAAAAGCCUAAAAACCAGCUCGCCUACGACGCCGCCUCUGUCAGACAAAGGAAAGCAGGCGACCAUGUACCACGCAGUUUCUACCGUCGUCGCCAUGUCCAGGAAAAGCCUCGAGUCCGAGGGCGGACACACGUGGCGCGAGUACACAUACCGCAAGAUCACGCCGUGUGACGCGUGCGGCCAGGUGCUGCGCGGUCACAGCCGCCAGGGCGUUCGGUGUCGAGGCUGCAAGGCCAACGCGCAUACGGAUUGCAUCAACAUGGUACAACCGACAAUGUGUCCAAGCCUGGCGCCCAAGAAGAGCGGCGGGAUACCGCUUCUGCGUCGACAAAAGACGCAAGUACCCGCUGACGAGAUGCCGGCAUCGUCCGAGCACAACGUGGACGCCAUAUACCAGGUGCUGAAGCAAGCAGGCGAGAUCCGUGGAAACUCGACAAACUCACCACCUACGCCUCCCACAGCAGAACAUCUCCCCUCCGGUGCAGCACCUUUGUCAGCGAGGGCUUCCUCCCAUCCCUGUUCCUCGUCCACCUCUGCACCGCAUAGUCCGCAACGUAGACGCGAGAGGCUGAAUUUAAGGAUGAAGAGCCUCAGCUUGGAUUCACCGGAAGGGACUGCGCACGUUCGGCAUCGCCCACGAGAUUACUACCAUGCUACUAGUGCGAGAGAGACCACCCCACCCCGACAUUCUGACAGCGGCAGUAUCAACAGGCUGUCGCCCUGCAGCCCGGGCCAGACACACGGCGUACACAAGCACGUGCGAAGUGCUAUUCGGAUGUCGAGUAUGGAGCUGCCGGACGAGAACGAAAAAUCAUACUCGUCGGCGAGUACGUCACCGUGCCCCUCCCCCCACACCAACAAUCAAAAUCACCUAAAUCCACCCGGUGGUAAACGUGUACUACCACCGAACAAUCUUUACGUCGUGCUAUACAACUUCGAGGCACGACAUCCGGAUGAGCUAGAUCUUAAGGCCGGUUACAAGAUUACCGUGAUUGAUAAAUCAGAGAAAGACUGGUGGAAAGGGAAAUGUCUUGGUGGCCGUGCCGGUUAUUUCCCAAGUGCGUAUGUUAUGCGUGUUGAAUCCGGUCAAAGAACUCUUCAAGUUACACGCAAUCUGCAGCUGGCUGAUCAAACUACUCUGCUGCGAGAUCAGAUUGUGAUUCAAGUGGGCGAAGAGAUGGAUGGAGUGGCAAUGGUGAGAUGCGCAGCGGACGUACGUUCUGCCGAUCACACGGGCAAAGAGGGUGACGUGCUUUACAAGGAGAUCCUCUGUCCCCUCAAGUAUCUGCAAGAGGUGUGACAGCAGCCUUACCAUCUUCAUCAGAAGACGCGUAAUGG